AGCUAUGCCGAUUUUUUCCACCAACCCCAUCCCGUCCUACCCCUCUCCCAAUCUCAAACCCACAGACCCCUGGCCUUUUCUCUCAAAUUUUCGCAGCUAACAGAACAUUUAGGGUUCGGCCUCCGCGAGAAAAACUUCGUCUUAGAAUCGAAACCCGAACCUUUCAAACGAUCGGGUGUUCGUUUCGCUCUACGUUUUUAAUUUUUCCUUCUUUUUUUUGGUGCCAAAAAAUGGGUGACAUGGAAAACGAUGCGAGGUACUCGAGCAAAUCCUAUGCUCUAAACCCCUAUAAUCCUUCUCAUCGCCCAAGAAAUUUGAUCCCCAGUUCCAAUUACACUCACCCAAUAAGAAAUAACUACGAAGUCGAGGACGACGACGAAUUCGACGUUGACAAUGACCGGCAGGAAGACGAGGAAGAGGAAGAAGACGAAAACCCAAAUGGGUACUGUCGCAAUCUCGAAGCAGAUGGAGAUUUUAAUAGGCACCCGAAGAAGAGGAAGUUAAGGAAUUCCAUUUCGGGCUACGAAUCCGUGGCCAGAAGUGCGAAAGAUUCGUACUCGGCGUGGAUUCCAGAGGCAGAGUGGAAUGAGCACGCGGUGUUCGUUUUGUUGGAGGUGUGGGGAGACAGGUUUCUUCAACUGGGGAGGAAGAGCUUGAGGUCCGAGGAUUGGAACGACGUCGCCGAGAAGGUCUCCGAGGUUUCGAAGACGGAGAGAACCGAGGUGCAAUGCAGGGCUAUGAUGGACAAGCUGAAGAGAAAGUACAAGAAAGAGAAGGCCAAAGUUGACGAAAUGGGAUCGAAUUCUAGCAAAUGGGUCUACUUUAAGAAGAUGGAUAUGUUAAUGGCUUCGUCGCCCAGGCAAGACUUCGGGCUGGCUUGUGGGGUCGAUUCGGGUGAGUAUGUGUUUAUGAAUACUUGGGUUUAUUUGGACAGGUCGAAUGGAUUUGAUGAGAUGAGGGAUAGUCCUGGGGAGUCGGAGAAUGAGGAGGAAGAUGGGAUUGAGUCGGAUGAGCCCCCACGGAGGACGAGAGCGAGAGGCCGUGGAGAAGGGUCAUCGUCGUACAGGGUGGUGGCGGAUUCGAUACAGAAGUUUGGGGAUAUAUAUGAGAAAAUUGAGAGUGGUAAGAGGCAGCAUAUGAUGGAGUUGGAGAAGAUGAGGUUGGAGUUCCAGAGGGAGUUGGAGUUGCAGAAGAAGCAGAUUCUAGAGAGGGCCCAGACGGAGAUUGCGAAAAUGCAGGAAGAGGAUGAUGAUGAGGAUUCUGAUUCUUCUGAAGAGAAUCUCAUAAAUUAAGUACUACUUGGAUAUUCUGCUUGGAUGAAAGGUUAUGGGUGUCAGUUUAUUGGAGGACUGCAAAUUAGGACAGGCACAACGGCGUUGAGGUCUGAUGGCUCGUUCGGGGAUUGACAUGAGAUGAGAAUUUUGUAUAUAGUAAGAUAGUUUGUGAAUAGCAGUGAGAUAGUUUGAGUUGAGUAUUUUUUGAG
Molecule: messenger RNA, 1483 nt
Organism: Juglans regia (Persian walnut)
Lineage: Eukaryota; Viridiplantae; Streptophyta; Magnoliopsida; Fagales; Juglandaceae
Product: trihelix transcription factor ASIL2
Exons: 2
Coding region: 231-1292 (353 amino acids)
Cellular component (GO): nucleus
Molecular function (GO): transcription cis-regulatory region binding
Source: RefSeq, a predicted model, not a curated record